Molecule: messenger RNA, 3513 nt
Organism: Diaporthe citri
Lineage: Eukaryota; Fungi; Ascomycota; Sordariomycetes; Diaporthales; Diaporthaceae
Exons: 3
Coding region: 1-3513 (1170 amino acids)
Biological process (GO): regulation of DNA-templated transcription
Molecular function (GO): histone acetyltransferase activity
Source: RefSeq, a predicted model, not a curated record
AUGGCUGGAACGGGAUCCACGCAGAGCGCUCACCUCACCGAGGACGAGCUCCAACAAAGCGCGACGAAUACCGACGAGGCUCCCGAGUUUGACCCUGAGGACGACGCCCCGGCCGAGGACGAUCCAGAUGCCGAAGGCGAAGAAUACGACGAGGAUGGAGCAGGAGACGAAGAUGCCGAGGGCGAAUAUGAGGACUUAGAUGUCCUACCAGAAGAAGCCGAGGAGGGCGAUCAAGAAGGUGCAGUAGAAUCUGGAGACGGCAACCUUGGAAGCGAUAUGGAUGCCGAGGGCGAGGACGACGAGAAUUACGACGACGAUGCCGAAGGCGAACCGGAUGAUGAAGCCAUCGAACAAGCACACUUGGGCCGGGGCAAGGAGAUCCCAGAAGACGAUGAGGAAGACGAGAACGAGGACGAGGAAGGAGUCGGCGCUGUCAAGCUCAGGCCAGGCGAGACUGACGAGGAAAGCGAGGCCAGCGAGGGCGAAUCGUAUCAUGCCGAGAGCGAAGAGGCAUCCGAAGGAGAGGCCGAAUGGAACGUCGCUGCAGACCAUGACGACGACGACGACGAAUCGGAGAACGCGCCGGCUAAUAUCUGCAUGUUUUGCAAGCAAGACGAGGACAACGACCCGUGUGAGGAGUUUGAGAUAUUUCUGACUUGUACCGGCUGUGGUGACAGUGCUCACCAGCAGUGUGCUCGGGAGAACAAGGCGCUGGAGGGCAAGCAAACCUCUAAGUCCUGGAGAUGUCCCGAAUGCCAUGAACAUUCCGAGGCCGAGCAGGACGAAUCUCAAGACGAAUCUCAGGAGGAACUGAAUGACGAAUUGAAUGGCAUCGUCGACGCCGAUUCACCUCCUGCCGCAAGACGGGCCACGGCGCCCAAACUCGCCAGGGACCUCCUUCCAUCGCAACGAGGGGCAGUGAAGCCAGAUUCACAUUCCGUGUUCAACCAACUUGUCCUUGAUGAUGACCCCAUGGAUGGAUCGCGCGUGCUUAGAAAGCGCAAAACAUCUUCAGCGGAAGCUGAUGAGCACGUAGUCGGCCUCCGCAAACGACGUAAGAAUACUGGGGACAGCCACAGUAUCGAAGGGGCGGCAAACGGCGCAAAUGGAGUCGAGGAGGACAGUCGUCCACGCUCUGCACGAUCCCUCCGAUUGAAGAUAUCAACCAACGCGCCAGCAACAAUUAUCAAGAAGACCAGGACGACACUUGUUGUGAGGUUCCGCAUCGCGCCAACGGAACUGAAAAAGAUCACAUCCAAAAAGCCCAAGCCAUCAAGGGGCAGUGGAGGUGGGGGUGGACGGCGCACAACAGGAUCCAGGCCAGCCAGAGCGGCUGUUCCGUCGCGCUCGAGGCGAGCUGCCACACCUCCAAUCGCACCCUUCGCCUCAAAUCUCUCGCAGCCUUUUUACUCAUUUUUCGACAAAGAUAUGGACGACAAGGGGAAACCGUACGGAGGCAUCCUCACAGAGGCCGAGGCAGAUACUUCAAAGACCGUGCCUACCAACGAAGACCGCCGCCGUUUCGAUGAGGCCAAACAGAGGGCCGAGGAGGACUGGCAAGAGCGGCUUCUGAAGAUGCAAGAGGAGAUCGAGGUGCCCGCCAAGAAGUCAAAGAAGUCGCAAGGGCCUGCUAGUCAAAUCGAGUGCAUCGAGUUUGGCGGCUGGGAAAUCGACACAUGGUAUGCGGCUCCGUACCCGGAAGAGUACAGCAGGAACCGUGUGCUUUUCAUCUGCGAGUUCUGCCUCAAGUACAUGAACUCAGACUACGUUGCUUGGCGACACAAAUUGAAGUGCCCAGCGAAGCAUCCCCCCGGAGAUGAGAUCUACAGGCAUGGGUCCAUCUCCGUCUUCGAAGUCGAUGGUCGAAAGAAUCCGGUCUACUGCCAGAACCUGUGUCUGUUGGCCAAGUUGUUCUUAGGCUCGAAGACGCUCUACUACGAUGUCGAACCAUUUCUCUUCUAUGUGCUUUGCGAGUACGACGACCUUGGUUACCAUUUUGUUGGCUAUUUCUCAAAGGAGAAGAGGGCCAGCAGUCAGAACAACGUCUCUUGUAUUCUGACUCUACCGAUCCACCAGCGAAAGGGAUAUGGCAACCUCCUGAUCGAUUUCUCCUACCUCCUUACCAGGGUAGAGGGGAAAACGGGAUCUCCUGAGAAGCCGUUAUCCGACAUGGGUCUGGUGUCAUAUCGAAACUAUUGGCGCCUGGUAAUGUGCCGCUAUCUUCUCCAGCACUGUCCGGAGGACAAACAUGUGAAGAGGGGCCUCAGCAUCAAGCAAAUAUCCGAUGACACUGGACUCACGGCGGACGAUGUCAUUUCAGCCUUGGAGGGGCUGAGAUGUCUCGUGCGCGACCCGCAAACCCAGCUCUACGCCUUCAGAGUUGACAUACAGUUCUGUAAAGAGUACGUUGCGAAGUGGGAGUCCAAGAACUAUGUUCAACUCGACCCGAGCGUGUUGACUUGGACGCCCUAUGUUAUGGGCCGCAGCAACGCUACAAACUUCGAACUGGCGCCCGCCAUACAUGCCAUCGCCCCUAGAGAGGAAGACGACGAGCAGAAAGCCGACGAAGCUGUGGUUGCAGAGGUCGUGGAGAAUGGCAAGCCUGUCGCUGUCCAAGUUGAACCCGAGGCUGAGGCUGGGGUUCCCGCCGAGGUUGACACUGAAAUCGAGGCCGGCCCGGAGGCCAACGGCAUCAACCACGAGGCGGAAGCGGCCGAGAAGAAGGAGGCUCAGAUGGAGGCGGAGGCGGCCGACACGGUGCUCGAGUCCACGGAACCCAACGAAAUGGGAAUGGACGGAGCGAGCGAUGCAGGAAAUGGCAACGAGCCCACGUCCCAUGAAACCGAGGCUUCCUUCGAAAACCGAGCGACAGAGCCCAAUGUCGUUGGAGAUAGGGGCGAUCAAAAGGACUCAAGUGCCAAGCACUCUGACAACAAGGAGAACUCGUGGGUGGAUGCCUACAGCGGCAUUCCGGCCACCAGGUUUGUCGUGUAUCCUCAUAUCCACGGUGGGAGGCGCACUACGGCAGUCCGUCCGAUCACGACCCCACGGCCUCCGGUGGUUCGGACAGCUAGUGUAUCUCGACCAAAAGCCCGGAGGCCAACUGGCAGCCGGCGAUCCGCAGGGCCCAAGGCCAGGAGCAGCAGCAGCGCGCGUAGGAAGCCCGGUGGCACCGGACGAGGACCAGGACGCUGGCCGAAGGGUACGAAAAAGAGUGAUUAUGGAAAUGCCGAUAGCGGCCCGGGACUGCCGCCAGGGUGGCUCGAGCAACGGCGUUUGGAACUUGCUGCUGGCGAGAAGAUGACGACGCAAGAGGCGGAGGAGGCUCUUGGCGUCAGCGGUAAUGGUGUCAAAGGCAAAGAGGCCGAGGGCCAGGUCACAGCCAGCCCACGUCGGGUCAAUGGCAAUGGCGCGGCUUCUGCUAGGAGCAGCAGCAGCAGUCGCGAUACGGACGGGGGUGGUGACGGUGACGGCGACGUCGCCAUGAUUGAUUCUGAGGACAUUGCUGCCUAG